Messenger RNA from Rhincodon typus (whale shark), 949 nucleotides. RefSeq names its product NXPE family member 3-like. The record is from RefSeq and is a predicted model, not a curated record. The transcript is spliced from 2 exons. NCBI's taxonomy places the organism in Eukaryota, Metazoa, Chordata, Chondrichthyes, Orectolobiformes, Rhincodontidae. Bases 120 to 896 code for a protein of 258 amino acids.
UUCCUACUAUCUCUCACAUAGAAAGACAUUGUUUGGAAGUCUCGCUUUUCUGGAAACCGUCAUUAACCAUUUGAAUGACGAACAUCGACACAGAAGGGCAUUGAUUUCUGUGUAUUUCAAUGAUUUUUGUUUCUCUUUCAGAUGCACACCUUGGAGAAUGUGUCCCUAGGAAGCCUCUGCUUUCACCAUCUGGGUUUUAUUAUCAGAACCAGUGGAUGUCAACAAGCUGUAACGUUCGGCGUUUCAACACUCCUGAAACUAUUAUAAACUGUCUCCAUGGGAAAAAUGUCUACAUUUUUGGAGAUUCCACUAUACGCCAGUGGUUUGAAUAUUUGACAGAAUUUGUACCAGAUCUCAGGAAGUUUGAUCUUGGCAAUUCUAAAAAUACUGGCCCACAUCUUGCUUUGGAUAUAGACAACAAGAUCAAGGUGGAAUAUUAUGCUCAUGGCCCACCGAUUCGAAUCCUCCCCAUUUCAAAUCAGGACUUGCCAUUCACUGCAAAUAAACUGGAUGAUAUUAAAGGUGGAAAGAACACUGUUAUAGCCUUCACCAUUUGGUGUCAUUUCAACACUUUUCCAGUUGAACCAUACAUCCGAAGGGUCCAGAACGUCCGCAGGUCAAUUCUACGAUUGCUGGGAAGGAGCCCAGAUACAGUGGUUGUAAUAAAAACUGCAAAUGUCCAGGCCCUUCCACGGGAAGUCAGUCUCUACAACAGUGACUGGUAUUCCUAUCAACUUGACUUAGUGAUGAGAAAGAUGUUUGAGGGCAUCAAAGUGGCAUUUGUAGAUGCCUGGGAGAUGACGCUAGCACAUUACCUGCCUCAUGAAUUACACCCUGACAAAAUCAUCGUAAAGAAUGAAGUAGAUGUGUUUCUUUCAUAUGUGUGUCCUUUGUGAAAGAGUCAGUUUAUGUUUUGCAAAAAGUGAAUAUAGUAUUUUAUAUUAAACGA